AUGCCCCCCUCCCUCGCCGCCACGACGCUCCCCAUCACCCCUUCACACCGCCCAGACCCCACCUCCUCCUCCUCCGUCCAGCUCCUCCGCUCGCUCGCGCGCUCCCGCCGCUCGCACCUCGCCCACCGCGCGCUCCUCCUCUUCCGCUCACUCCACGCCUCCCCGUCCCCACCGCCGCCGCACUUCUCUCUCCCCGCCGCGCUCUCCGCAGCCUCGUUCCUCGCCGCGCUGCCCGAGGGCCGCCAGCUCCACGCUCUCGCCGUCAAGCUCAACCUCGCCCCGGCCCACACAGUCGUCGCCAACUCCCUCCUCCACCUCUACGCCUCCUGCGGCCUCCCCGACGCCGCGCUCGCCCUCUUCCGCCACAUCCCCGCCAAGUCCCUCGUCUCCUGGAACACCGCCAUCGACGCCCUGGUCAGCAACGGCGACCACGUCGGCGCGCUCGAGCUCUUCCGCGAGAUGCAGCGGGACGCAGUGGGCCUCGCCCCCGACGCCUACACCGUGCAGAGCGUCAUCGGCGCGUGCGCCGGCGCGGGCGCGCUCUCGCUCGGGGUCUACGCGCACGCGCUGCUGCUACGGGAGCUCGGCGGCGGCGGCCACGGCCACGCCGUGUCCCGCGACGUGCUCAUCAACAACUCGCUCGUGGACCUCUACGGCAAGUGCGGGGCGGCGGAGCUCGCGCGCCAGGUGUUCGACAGGAUGCCCGACCGGGACAUAACGUCCUGGAACGUCAUGGUCCUCACGCUUGCCAACCACGGCCACGUGCGCGAGUCGUUGGAGCUGUUCGAUCGGAUGACACGGCUGGAGAAUGUUGUGCCCAACGCCAUCACGUUCGUCGCGGUUCUCAGUGCGUGCAACCAUGGCGGGAUGGUGGAGGACGGCAGACGGUACUUCGAGAUCAUGGUGACCGAGUACGGGAUCAGGCCGAGGAUCGAGCACUACGGCUGCAUGGUGGACAUCUUGGCACGAGCUGGGUUCAUUGAAGAGGCCCUGGAUGUUGUGUCUGCCAUGAACUGCCGGCCUGAUGCCAUCAUCUGGAGGAGCCUGCUUGAUGCAUGCUGCAAGCAGAAUGCCGGGUCGGAGCUCAGCGAGGCCAUGGCCAAGAUGGCACUUGAUGUUCCUGACGAUGCUGUAAGUGGUGUCUACGUGCUGCUCUCCAGGGUCUAUGCGUCCGCGCAGCGGUGGAACGACGUCGGCAUGGUCCGGCGGUUGAUGAGCGAGGAGGGUCUCAAGAAGGAGCCAGGGUUCAGCUCUAUUGAAAUGGAUGGCUUGGUCCAUCAGUUUGUCGCUGGCGACACGUCUCACCCUCUAUCGGAGGACAUAUACAUGAAGCUGGAUGAAAUUGAAGAGAGGCUUAUAUCGUCUGGAUACAAGCCAGACUUAUCAGAGGCUCGUAUGGUUGCUGGCAUGGACCAUACCAAGGGCGCCGCGCUCCGUCUGCAUAGUGAGCGCCUAGCCAUAUCUUUUGGCUUGCUCAAGGCAAGAGCCGGGGCACCUAUUCGGAUUCUGAAGAACCUGAGAGUGUGCAAAGAUUGCCACACUAUCAGCAAGCUCGUAUCAGAGCUGUAUGGUGUUGAGAUCAUCGUCAGAGACCGGAUUCGGUUUCACCAUUUCAAGGAUGGGGUAUGUUCAUGCAAAGACUACUGGUGAUCCUUAAGCCAUGAUAUAUGCAGAGAGGUUGCGCUGCUGUUUGACUAUUGAACAGAAGAGAAAGUGUACCUCUGUAGGCACUCGGCGCCAAGUGAACUGAGUGUUCGGUGCUGAGAUAGUUCUUUCUUGUUGUAGGUUGUCAAGAUCGACUGGUCAAUUAAACAGAAUAUUAUAGGAUAUGUGACAACUACAUUGACCCGAUAAGAAAUAUGAGAUCAGUCGGUCAAAUGUGUAUGAAUUGGAUUUGAGUAAUUCCCCAAGUCCACUUGUAUAUGGAAUUGCAAUCAUUAGAAAGGAAGGUUGAAAUCAUCA
Messenger RNA from Lolium rigidum, 1962 nucleotides. Its product is annotated as pentatricopeptide repeat-containing protein At1g59720, chloroplastic/mitochondrial-like. Gene Ontology annotation, molecular function: RNA binding; zinc ion binding; protein binding. Gene Ontology annotation, biological process: RNA modification. The transcript has a single exon. The record is from RefSeq and is a predicted model, not a curated record. NCBI's taxonomy places the organism in Eukaryota, Viridiplantae, Streptophyta, Magnoliopsida, Poales, Poaceae. Bases 1 to 1650 code for a protein of 549 amino acids.